AUGGAUAAGUUCGUUAUAAGACAUAGGCCAGUUACACCUGUCGAGGUUGAGGAGAGUAGCAGCAGCAGUGGCAGCCCCAGCAGUGAAACCAAUGUCACCGUACCUGGUUAUCAAGGAAAUCUACAAGCUGCAAUAUCUCACAGCGCUUCAUUGGCUGCCUGGGAAAGAUUUGGUAUGGAAUUUAGCUUGACUUUUGUCGUUGUACUCACUUAUUUUGUUUCAACCGACCCCAUGAAACGCUUCAUUGGCAAUUCGGCCAUCUCAGUGGGAUCUGCGUAUAGUGCAUGCAGUUUUGUUUCUAUGCCAUAUUUAAACCCUGCUCGUUCGUUGGGUCCAUCUUUUGUUUUAAAUAAAUGGGAUAAUCACUGGGUUUACUGGUUCGGUCCGCUUGUCGGCGGUAUUUCAUCAGGUUUGCUUUAUGAGUAUGUCUUCAGUUUGCGUCGAAAUUCACGAGCACAUAAAUCAAAUGUAGAUAGUGACUCAUUCUCUAUUCAUUCCGAGGACGAUAUGAACUAUGAUGUGGAUGUUGAAAAGCCCCACAUGCCUGCUAAAUAUUCACAUGGCACAUACCUCCGCGGUCAAACAAAUACCAAAUCAACAAUCGCAAGCAACGCUGGCACCAUUCCUACUGGUGGUAACUACUGUCAGAACUUAUAUACAGCCCCUCCACUAAAUAAACUCGACCAACCAGAACCAUUAUACGGAGGUACUCGCUCCCUAUAUUGCCGGUCACCUACGCUUACCCGCACCAAUUUAAAUCGCUCACAGUCAGUUUAUGCAAAGAGUAACGCAGCAAUAAAUCGCGAUAUCGUUCCUCGUCCAGGUCCCUUAGUACCGGCUCAAAGCUUGUACGGCAUGCGAGGGACACAAGCGCAAACACAGGCUCAAUCAUCUAAUCUGCAAAAUCAAAACGUACAGAAUCAGUUGCAGCAGCGUUCAGAGAGCAUUUACGGCAUAAGGGGAUCAACGAGACAAUCACAGCAACAACAACAACAUUCGCAACAACAACCUCAUCACCACCAUCAACAGCAGCAACAGCAACAACUUCAUCAACAUCAACCUGCACAGCAACCUACUCAUCAUCGACUGCAGCCCACUAGUCAGGAAGGCCAACAAGGCUUUCAGCCCGUAUACGGAACUCGUCACAAUCCUAAUCCACACGAUGGUAAUCUCAAAUAUGAUCGUCGACCAGAAUCGGCAUACGGCAUGACAAUGCACCGUAAUCGUGGCCAAUCGGCGCAGUCGGAUGACAGCUCCUACGGAUCCUACCACGGAUCAGCAGUCACACCUCCUGCCCGUAACCAAACCGGCGGCGAACCGAUACUUAUGUACGCACCACCACCACCAAUUCCAUCAAAUCAUUCCCAAGUUGGUGCGCCACCCAUGCGCACGCAGUCAGAGCGCAAAGUAACUGCACCAGUUGUGGUGUCACAGCCGCCACAGAUCACAACCGGUAUGGUCACAUACUCGACGAGUUCGAAUCAAUCCCUGCUAUCAGCAACCCCGGCCCAACAGACAUCACAACAGCAGUCACAGCAACAGCAGCAGCAGCAACAAUCGCAACAACAACAACAGAUUUUAGUACAACAACAUCAAACAUCUCAACAGCCAUACUAUGGCAUGUUACCGAUGCGAAGCAAUUGAAGAUGGCGCUGAUGGUGCCCGUGAAUACCGAGUGAUUGUCUGAACGAAAGUUUAUAAACCAAAAAACGCUUUCCGAACAUUAAAAUAAAUCAAAACGUCUGUAUACUUUUAUGUACAUAAAUUGUAAAGAGAAAAUUAGCAAGGCAAAGAAUUAUUUAUGUAUUCGACAUAACGCAUCAUUUCAUGAACUGAUCUAGAUUUGAUUAUAAAGGCAACGAACUGAUGAUAUACAUAUACACAAAAAAGCCAAUACGUACAAACUUGAGCUAUUAAAAUUUGUUUAAGUGGUCUUCCUUCAUGAUACCAAAAUUUUUAUGUUCCACCUCUCGAUACGAAUGUCUUUCGGCUAAAAUUACCAUUUUCAUUGCAGUUUUAUGACAACCCAUGAAACAAACUAUUAAAUACUGGGAUUAACGAAAAGAAAUCGGUCUAAACUCGUAUUGAUACCAACUUCUGGAUGGGUUGACGACUCCCAUUUCGCAUUGAUUCGUCGUAGAGUUAAGAUGGAAGUCGGAAUUAAAUUUUAUUCAUUCUAAAGUUUUUGUUCACUCUAUAAAAUCACACUCGAAAUUGUUUUUGUGUGGUAAGCCGUUUAUUAUGUUUUUAUGUUCACCUUAUAUGCGUAAUUAAGGAAUCCAAGCAAUUAAGCUCAAUUUACCAUACAAAAACUGGAUUAUUUAAUUGUGCAAUUAACACCUAAUUACAUCUAAAUGGAGUCAGAUUUGCCAGGCAUAUUCAGUGAGAAAAGAAAAGUAUGUUCAAAUAGAAAACCAAAUUUCAUGAAAAUAGAGAA
This is a messenger RNA of Rhagoletis zephyria (snowberry fruit fly), 2437 nucleotides long. Its product is annotated as neurogenic protein big brain-like. NCBI's taxonomy places the organism in Eukaryota, Metazoa, Arthropoda, Insecta, Diptera, Tephritidae. Gene Ontology annotation, cellular component: plasma membrane. Gene Ontology annotation, molecular function: water channel activity. Gene Ontology annotation, biological process: transmembrane transport; water transport. The record is from RefSeq and is a predicted model, not a curated record.